Molecule: messenger RNA, 1191 nt
Organism: Stereum hirsutum FP-91666 SS1
Lineage: Eukaryota; Fungi; Basidiomycota; Agaricomycetes; Russulales; Stereaceae
Product: MFS general substrate transporter
Exons: 12
Coding region: 1-1191 (396 amino acids)
Biological process (GO): transmembrane transport
Cellular component (GO): fungal-type vacuole membrane
Molecular function (GO): transmembrane transporter activity
Source: RefSeq, a predicted model, not a curated record
AUGACAACAUAUUCUCCUUCUACUCCGCAUUCUCAGUCAGCUGUAGAUUCGGGGGAUGGUCUUGAAAAGACACAGGAUACCGUUGUUGAGGUCAAAGCAGCUCCCACCUUUCCUGAUGGUGGUACCAAGGCGUGGAUGGCGGUUUUGGGUUGUUCCUUGGUCUCAUUCACGUCAUAUGGUCAAUUGAACGCGUUCGGCGUCUUUCAAACGUACUAUGCCGAACACCAACUGGCGGACCGUUCUGCCUCAGAUAUAAGUUGGAUAGGAAGUAUCCAGCUCAGCGCAAUAUACUUCUGCGGGCUUCUCUUGGGUCCUGCGAUGGACCGCUACGGGGCUACGGUUCUGCUCGUUUCCGGUUGGCUGCUCUCGACGUUCUGUCUGAUGAUGCUUUCGCUUUCGAAAACAUACUAUCAGAUAUUCCUGUCGCACGGUCUUGGGUUUGGUAUCGGACUCGCGCUUCAAUUCUAUCCAUUGCUUGUCAUCCCCGCACAAUGGUUCGGAAGGAAACGUGGUCUGGCUAUGGGCAUCGUUGUUGCUGGCGCCAAUUUGAGCGGCGUGAUAUUCCCUAUCAUGCUGUCUAGACUGUUUCAGUCGAUUGGUUUCCCAUGGGCCGUCCGAACGCUGGGUUUCAUGUGCUUUGCACUUCAAGGAAUUUCCAUUCCAUUCAUCCGAACCAGGUUACCACCGCGAGCAAACGCGCCGAGGUUCGACAAGACUAUAACGAAAGAUCGUGCAUUUAUUCUGCACGCUUUAUCCGGAUUCUUCAUCUCUUUUGCACUCUAUACGCCGUUCUGGUACAUCGAGCUCUUCGCAGUCCAACAGGGCGUCGGGACCACCCUGACAUUCUACCUUAUCGCCAUCAUGAAUGCCGCAGGGCUAGUCGGUCGUGUGCUCCUAGGACAACUGAGUGACCUUAUCGGAACGUUCAACAUCACGAUCUGCACAUUGGUCCUUGGCUCUAUCGCCACUCUAGCUAUCUGGAUAACGUCACAUAGUUCUGGAGAGCUGGUAGUAUUUGCUGUAAUAUAUGGUCUUUCCGCUGGGUCAUAUACAUCCCUCGGCGCCGCCUGCACCACGAAGCUCACCAGUGCUCCUGCGCUCAUUGGCGUGCGCGUGGGUAUCUUUAUGACUGCGAUGGCCCCUGGAAUCCUGACCGGACCGUCCAUCGCUGGAGGUACUGUUGUGUCUUAA